Messenger RNA from Penicillium verhagenii, 1830 nucleotides. Its product is annotated as acetoacetyl-CoA synthase. Bases 1 to 1830 code for a protein of 609 amino acids. NCBI's taxonomy places the organism in Eukaryota, Fungi, Ascomycota, Eurotiomycetes, Eurotiales, Aspergillaceae. The transcript is spliced from 4 exons. Gene Ontology annotation, cellular component: cytosol. The record is from RefSeq and is a predicted model, not a curated record. Gene Ontology annotation, molecular function: acetoacetate-CoA ligase activity.
AUGUACCACUAUUCCAUUCAGAACCGAACUGCAUUCUGGGACUUUUGCUGGAAUUAUUUCCCGAUCAUCCAUGAAGGAUCUUACUCGCAAAUUGUGGAUGAGUCCGCGCGUAUGGACAGCGUGCCGGAAUGGUUCUCGGGUAUCAAACUCAACUUCGCCGAGAACAUGCUCUUCUCAGGUGCCAUGGGCAAUACAAAGGGCAAGGAGGACAGCUGUAUAGCAGUCACCGCGGUAGGCGAGGGCGCCAACAAAGAUGCCGUCCACAUGACCUGGGGGGAGUUGCGAAAGAAAGCUGGAACUUUGAUUCAAGCAAUGAAGGCCAAUGGAGUUGUGCGAGGCGAUCGCAUCGCGGUCUGCUCGGCAAACAGCAUCGACACCUUGCUAGUGUUUAUAGCGACGACAGCGCUCGGCGCAAUCUUCUCAUCAAGCUCGACUGAUAUGGGUGUCAAGGGAGUUUUGGAUAGACUGUUGCAGAUUAAGCCGCGAUGGCUUUUCAUGGAUGACUUUGCCGUCUAUAACGGAAAGACCAUUGAUUUGCGAGCCAAGAUAAAGGAGAUCGUCAAAGGCAUGGAUUCGGUGUCUGAGUUUCAGGGGAUUGUUUCUCAACCACGAUUCGCUGAAAAGCCUGCCGAGGUGGGAUCGAUUCCGAGAGCCUGGACUUUGGCAAGUUUCUUGGAGAAAGCCGCUGGAAAUUCCCGUCUUGAAUUUGAGCGCGUUGCUUUCCGGGACCCCUUCCUCAUUGUCUAUUCGUCCGGCACGACUGGGCAACCCAAGUGUAUUGUUCAUUCAGUGGGCGGCGUGCUCAUUAAUGCUCACAAAGAAGGAAAUUUGCAUAUGGAGCUUACGGACGAGAGCGUUUUACUGCAGUAUACGACCACAGGAUGGAUCAUGUACCUUACGGCGGUACAAGCUCUGCUGUUUGGGUCGCGAGUUGUGCUCUAUGAUGGUAGUCCAUUUUUACCGAGCAUUACGACAUUGGUAGAUUUAGCAGCUCAAGAGAAAGUUACACAUCUAGGAAUCUCCCCACGGUGGCUACAGGAGCUUCAGCAGGCGAAACUCAAGCCUCGUGAGCUAUUCGACCUAAGUUCCCUCCGCGUGGUCACCAGUACUGGUAUGGUCCUCCGCGAUGCAUUGUUUGAGUGGUUCUACGACGAGGGAUUCCCAUCCCACGUGCGUCUCAACAAUAUUUCGGGCGGCACAGACAUCGCCGGGUGCUUCGGCUGUGGAAAUCCCAUAGUCCCGGUCUAUGUCGGUGGGUGUGCGGGAUUCAGCUUGGGAGUUCCAGUGGAAGUAUACGAUUCGACUAUUGAGGGAGAUGGUGUGAAGGGCGCUGCCGUGGCCGAGGGAGAAUCGGGGGAUUUGGUGGCUACCGCUGCCUUUCCUAACAUGCCUACCCAAUUCUGGGGCGAUCACAGUGACGUGUGGACCCAUGGUGAUUUUAUCUAUAUUCAUCCUAUCACGAAGCAGCUCAUUUUCCAAGGUCGCGCAGACGGGGUCCUCAACCCUUCUGGAGUCCGAUUUGGUUCUGCGGAAAUUUAUCGAGUGAUCGAGGGUCUUUUCUCGCAGGAGAUUGCCGAUUCCAUUUGUGUUGGUCGACGGCGGCCAACCGACAACGACGAGCAGGUCUUCCUCUUCCUUCUCAUGAAAAAGAACGUCGCCUUCACGGUCGACUUGACCACGGUUAACUUGAAGAAAGUGGAGCUUCCUGUGAAGCAGAUUGUAUCAGGAAAGCGGAUCCAGCCCUCCGGCACUCUUCUCAACCCGAACAGCUUGGAAUAUUACUAUCGAUUCGCCGAGGUUGAGAAGCUCGUGCGCGAGAGUAAGCUGUAA